CUUGCUCGCAUUUACAUAGGGGUAAAUGCACAUCACGAGACUCAAGAGCAACUGAACGUGCCUGUCUACUUGUGUUUUCUCUUAAUAGCCCCACCAUGCCUCGUGAAAUCAUCAACCUACAAGUAGGGCAAUGUGGAAACCAAGUAGGCAGCGAAUUCUGGCGCAAGCUUUGUCAAGAGCAUGGUAUAGCCAAGGACGGGCGCCUGGAGGACUUCGCAACGCUGGGUGGUGACCGGAAAGACGUCUUCUUCUACCAGGCGGACGACGAGCAAUACAUCCCUCGUGCCAUCCUGCUAGACCUAGAGCCACGAGUCAUCAAUGGCAUCCAGACCAGCGACCUGCGCAACCUGUUCAACCCGGAGAAUAUCUUUAUCUCCAAGGAGGGCGGCGGCGCGGGCAACAACUGGGCCAGCGGCUAUACGCAGGGCGAGGCGGUGCAGGAGACGUUGCUGGACAUGAUCGACCGCGAGGCGGAGUACUGCGACAGCCUGGAGGGCUUCAACAUGUGCCACUCCAUUGCGGGCGGCACCGGCUCCGGCAUGGGCUCCUACAUGCUGGAGCUCAUCAGCGACCGCUACAGCAAGAAGCUGAUCCAGACAUACAGUGUGUUCCCCAACCAGUCCGAAUCCAGUGACGUGGUGGUGCAGCCCUACAACUCGCUGCUGACGCUCAAGCGCCUGACGCUGCACGCGGACGCGGUGGUGGUGCUGGACAACACAGCGCUGGACAAGAUCGCGGUGGAGCGGCUGCACCUGCACAAGCCGGACGUGCAGCAGAUCAACAGCCUCAUCGCCACGGUAAUGGCGGCGUCCACAACCACGCUGCGGUACCCGGGCUACAUGAACAACGACCUGGUGGGCCUGGUGGCCUCGCUCAUCCCCACACCCCGCUGCCACUUCCUCAUGACCGGCUACACGCCGCUGACGGCGGAGAACGCGGCGGGGCAGGUGACGUCCAACAUCCGCAAGACCACGGUGCUGGACGUCAUGCGCCGCCUGCUGCAGCCCAAGAACAUCAUGGUGUCGACGCACACCAAGUCGCGCGACAUCGCCAACGCCAAGUACAUCUCCAUCCUGAACAUUAUCCAGGGCGAGGUGGACCCCAGCCAGGUGCACAAGAGCCUGCAGCGCAUCCGCGAGCGCAAGCAGGCCAACUUCAUCGAGUGGGGGCCAGCCAGCAUCCAGGUGGCUCUGUCCAAGAAGAGCCCCUACGUGCAGACGGCGCACCGCGUGAGCGGCCUCAUGUUGGCCAACCACACCUCCGUCCGCCACCUGUUCAACAAGGUGCUGCGCGACUACGAGAAGCUGAUGGGCCCCAAGCAGGAGCGCCAGGCGUUCAUGCAGGCGUACCGCGACGUGCCGCGCUUCGCGGACGCGGCGGGCGGCGGCACUGCGCUGCUGGAGGAGUUUGCAGACGCCAAGGAGGUGGUGCAGGACCUGGCCAACGAGUACGCCGCCUGCGAGAGCGCCGACUACAUCCAGCGGCAGAUGAUGGCGUCGUGAGCGGAUGGGAGCAGCUGUCGAGGGCGGGCACGGCUGCAGGUGGACAGGGCGUGCCUGGCGGUAGCACAUCUGGACAGAUCGUGUCUAGACGCUGACGCCAAUGCGAGGCGUGAGGUGUACUGAUUUUGUGUGAUUUGGACAGCAGCAUGUGCGGAGGACAGUGGCGGCAUCGGCCCAUAGAGCUCGAGGCUUGUGAGGGACCCAGCAGCGCUAUGUUCGCUUCCCCACAGGAGGGGUGCAGCAGUAGGGGUACGCAUGAAUGGGGUUUACACAGGCCGCGUGCGUGCUUGAUGCCAGAGCACUGCGGGUGCAAUUUACGAGGCAACGACGCGCAAGGCAUGUCCUUGCGCUGUCACAAACAUAUUCGCGCAACGGCCUCCUGUGCGCGACAUGCGUGCCGAAAUCAACUCGCAUGUUCGACUUCGGGGGCACCGUACGGCACCCCCGCGUCAUUGUAAAAUCCAGGGGCAAAAUUCCUGGCGACAUCACAGUUCACCUUCCUGCUCUCUGGCGGAUUCCACAUGGCACCCACGUCCUACCUGCACCUUCCACGACACCUGCUCCUAGCCUCCCAGUCCUACUCGUCCCAUGCCCCAUCGCACG
Messenger RNA from Chlamydomonas reinhardtii, 2105 nucleotides. RefSeq lists its product as uncharacterized. Lineage: Eukaryota; Viridiplantae; Chlorophyta; Chlorophyceae; Chlamydomonadales; Chlamydomonadaceae. The transcript is spliced from 11 exons. Gene Ontology annotation, cellular component: nucleus; spindle; gamma-tubulin complex. Bases 96 to 1502 code for a protein of 468 amino acids. The record is from RefSeq and is a predicted model, not a curated record. Gene Ontology annotation, biological process: cytoplasmic microtubule organization; microtubule nucleation; mitotic cell cycle. Gene Ontology annotation, molecular function: structural constituent of cytoskeleton; GTP binding.